AUGGCGAAGCAGCAGAAGAGCCUCUUUGACUUUUUCGCCAAAAAGAACGAGUCCUCUGCUGCUGUUGCCGUUGAAGCAGCAGCAGCUGCAGCAAAUGAGAGGGGCAUGGGGAAGGAGGAGCUGCCGCUGGUGGUGCUGUCAUCGUCAGUGGCACCGAAUUCAGCACCGACGGCGUCGACUGCGUUUGGUGUGACACCGUCGGCCGGUGAGUCCUCCCGUGCCGAUUCUAAUGAGACGGUGCCACCGCGAGCUGAUGCAGAGGGGCGCCGCAGCAACGCGGCGCUUGGGACGUGCUGCGGCGCCAAGCGAUGGCGGAGUGCCGUUCAGACAUCCCUUGACUUUGGCCAAAGCGACGCUGGAGGUGUGACAAAGUGCCGCCUGUGCGGAAUGGUUUUCAACGCCACGGUGAAGGAGGACGUCUGCUUGCAUGCACGCUGUUGCACGGCGUUGUCGUCAUCAUCGCCGUCGCCAUCAUGGGCCAAGAAAAGCAGAUGCGGCACUGAGGCCACCGACGCGUGGCUUGCCUCGGAGUUAUUGGGCAAGUCACUUGAGAGCAUGGUACAUCAUCAACGACGAGGCGCUGCAAAAGCACCGGCUCGCUGCAGCAGUGGAGACUUCUGCGUCCGGUUACCAGAGUCGGUCGACGAUGAAUUUAUGUGCUACGUGUUCGACUGCAGCAAGCGCGGCUUCGCAGAGGACGCGGUGGCGAUCCGCCUCGCAGAGGCAUUGCGGUUCCCUGACGUUGUGUUGCCCGCUGCCGCGUACUGCCUUGUUGUGAUGCUCCAUCGCCGUGCAGGGCGGCUUUUGUGUGCCGUUGCGGGAAGGCCGUCGACGCGCGAGCAGGACCCCGCGCUGGUGGUGCGGCGCGAUAAAGACGGCACCACAACACGCUGCGGUACACGCACAUGUGUGACGUUCUGCGACGUGCCGUAUGUGUGGUGCCAGCGUGACGCUGUGCUCGCUGCGUCGGCGUCAGACUGGUGGCCGGCUCGCACGGUGGCGGCGCUGCAGUCGACGGGUGCGGCGGUGCGCGACUUCUUCUCCCAGCGCGGUGGCGGGCACGCGGAGGAGCAGCAGCAGCGGCUGCACACGCUUGUGGACGCUGCGCUGCAUCGUUCCGUGAUGGCGUUGGGUCGCCACGUUGUGUACGGCCACGCGCUGUCCCCGCGUGCACAAUUUUCGUACGAUAACGUUGCCCUCCGCGAAGACGUGCUGGACCGCGUGGCGGCUGUCACGGCGUGCGACAACGAUGGCGAAGACGCGUCACCCCUCUUUACGCACGCGGGCGGUUGUGGUGACGUAGCGAAUGACGCUGAGAGUGAACUGUCGGUGGUAUCGUACGGUGACUGA
Molecule: messenger RNA, 1350 nt
Organism: Trypanosoma grayi
Lineage: Eukaryota; Euglenozoa; Kinetoplastea; Trypanosomatida; Trypanosomatidae
Exons: 1
Coding region: 1-1350 (449 amino acids)
Source: RefSeq, a predicted model, not a curated record